GGCAAAGGCAGACGGUGCCCGGCCAGCAACGAUGGCAGACGCGUAUACUUUUGCUCUGCUCGUCGAAAUAGAAGAAAACGACACACCGAGAUUAAAAAACAAACUAGUGAAGUAUUUCCAAAGUAAGAAGUCUCACGGUGGUGACUGUGUGGUUGACUAUGAAAAUGGCAGCAGGACGGCGUUGCUUCGCUUCCGCACAGAGGAGGACCGGCAAAAUGUUCUGUCGAAAGAGGCGCAUCAGAUCAGUUUGGAUAAAGGCGUGUUAAAGAUGACAGUUCGCCUGACACCAGAUGACACAAAGACGCAGGAACCUGCAUCUGAAAGUUUCAACAAGAAAUCAGCGACUAUUUCUCUGAGUAACCAACAAUCAAGCACUGAGCCCACGCCUGCAGCUGAAGUUCAGACAGCGGCAAAAGGCGAAGACGAUGACUCAGCGGAUGAAAAGCUCUGCGCCACUUCGGCUGUUUUAGGAAAUAUUCUAGAGACAGUGAACCUGGAGUUUUUUGAGAUGCUAGUUGAGAACAUUUUGAAAGAUCCUGACUCUCCAUCUGCCUCUCAAACCUUCACCUUGGAAGUCAUUCCUGACAUGGCAUCUGUUGUGGUAACUUUCCAGAGUGGAAAAGAAUGCACCAAUUUCAUGACAAGAUGUCCCAAAAACAGGACAUUCACAAAGAAGAAAUUCUCAGUCCAACCUCUUCAAGUCACAGAUCAAGUUCUAGUUGAAGACCUACAAGAUAGUUGCGAAGAUCUCCUGCGCCUUUAUUUUGAGGAUGUAGGUGGGGAUGUGGAAAAUGUUGAGUUUAAAGAAGGAGAUCAGUCUGCCAUCAUCACCUUUAAAGAGUGUAAAGCUGUUCAGAAAGUCAUGGAGACGAAGCAUCACAUCAAACAGAACAUAAUCAGAGUUUAUCCUUUUUACAAAUCUUUGGGAACAGCCCUGUAUGGAAAAGACAAGCCUUCACUAAAACUCCCUGCUGCCAUCUCUGAACCCAUUGACAGUGCGGUCUGGAGAUAUCUAAAUGACAACCAAUCAGCAGCGAAGACCAUUCACAGCCAGUUGGCAAAACACUUCUGUAAUGUGAACCUCAAGCAGCCUACUGUGUGCUUGAGCCCUGUAUCUUCUCUACUACAGCAAAAGGAUGCCAAAGGCAUCAUCAAAGAAUGGGGGGGUACUGUGAAGUUGGCCUUUACACAAGCUCUGUCACAAUUCAAAUCCCUGAAGUUUCAGCUAGAGCCAGAGGCAUGGGAAGAGUCUGAGGAGAAGGUCCGACAGACGUUAUUGAAUGAGAAUGUGGUUGUAGUGCCUGAUAAAGCCGGCAGUGUCAUAUCAGUGGUUGGCUUUGUUGCAGAUGUCAGUAGACUAGAGCAGACUCUUAGUGAAGUCGUAACUAAGAUUAUGAAAAAAGUACAGAGAAAGAAAUCGUCUGUAACCGACGAGUUAAAAGUGUCACAGUCAAUUUUCCACAUGCUUUGUCAAGAUGGUCUUCAGGAUAAGCUGCUUCGUGUGUACCCUGAACUGAAAAUGUCAUUUAGGAAAGACUGUCCGGAUUUGAUAUUAACUGGCUUAAGGGAAGAGGUUAUGGCAGCAAGCAAAGUCAUAUAUGAUGCGAUGUUUGCACUAAAACGUCAGAAUUUGGAAAUAGAUAAGUUUGUGCUUGACUUGUUGAAGGAUGAACAACAAGAUGAGCUUACAAAGGCUCUUCUCACAUCUAAUGGAAUAAAUGCAGUCUUUGAGAUUAAUGCACAUAGGGUGCAGCUCCUUGCUGUCUCUGACAGAGAUCUGAGUGAUGCCGAAGACCAUCUGGGACGUGUGCUAAUAUCUGAAUACAUUAAUGUUGAAGACAGUAAUGUUCUGAAGAAGCCAGAGUGGCAGGACCUGAUCAGUCAGUUAGAAAACGCCAACAACACGUCAGGCAGGAGAGUCCGAAUCCACACCACUGGUCAACAAGUUGUGGUGUCAGGCCCCAAGGACAGUGUCAGUAGAGUUAACAGUAAACUUGAUGACUUUUUAAUGCUGAAUGCUCAAGUGGAAGAAACUGUUGUGGUCAAGCCCAACACCGUAGUUGAAUUCAUUAAAAAAAAAGACACAUCUUGGUUGGAGCAAGUGAAUGAGCAAGUGAAAGUGUCUUACAAAAAUGAGGCCGUCUGCCUAAGUGGUUCUAGAGUUGAUGUCACAAAGUGUAAAACCUUGGUUGAAAACGUAGUCUCUUCUGUGGUCUGUGAAAGGUUAAAAGUCACCAAACCUGGAGUGAAGAAGUUCUUCCAGGAUAAAGAAACAAUGUAUGUCUCCUCACUCUUGAGUGAAACUGGCUGCUUAGUUGAGCUUGUUGAUGAUACAAGUGUUAUACUAACACCUUCGUACAAGCUUCAGACAGCUGAUGGAGUUGAAAUAGCUGUUUGCAAGGCAGAUAUGUGCAGCUACCCAGUACAUGCAGUUGUCAAUGCCUCUACUAGAGACUUGAAACAUAAAGGAGGUCUUGCAGGAGCACUCCUUAAUGCUGCUGGCCCUCAGUUGCAGGAUGAAUGUGACAAAAUUAUUAACUCGAAUGGACAGCUCAAGCCUGGAGACUGUGUCAUAACUGGUGCAGGGGGGAAACUUUGCUGCAAAAAAGUGAUCCAUGCAGUGGGACCCACAUUUGAUAAAGCUAAUCCCCAGAAGUCUCUGGCACAGUUGAAAAAAGUUGUUAAAGGAAGCUUAGAACUUGCUGAAAAGAACGGCUGCGUCUCUGUGGCUCUGCCUACCAUCAGCAGAAGCCAAGGCUUUCCUCUUAAGUUGUGCGCAGACACCAUCAUCAAAGCAGUGAAGGACCACCAUGAUGGCAUGUACGAUGAUAGCACACUGAAGAAGAUCCAUUUUGUCGACAAUGACGACAUUGCUGUUCAGACUAUGGAGGCAGCUGUCAGACAGGUGUAUGGAAAUCAUGAUGUCAGUCAUUCUCAACAAACUCCUACUAAAGUUGCCACCCCUCUACCCGUGAAAGCUGCUGGAGCUGACCCCAACCGCUUGGGUAAAGUGACGACCAAAGAGGGUGUGAGCAUCACUCUCACCAAAGGAAAUAUUGAGCAUGCCACGACGGAGGUGACUGUGAAUACUGUGUUUGAGGAUCUUGCACUGAACCGAGGGGCAGUAUCAAGUGCCAUUUUCCGGGUGGCUGGACCCAAACUUCAGGAGUUUGUAACCGCAAAAAAUCCUAGUGGAACUGUCGGUGAGGUCAUUGUUACUGAAGGCUGCAAGCUGAAGAGCAGCCAAGUCUUUCAUGUGGUGACACCUCAUUGGGACAAUGGACAAGGCACUGCUGAGAAGAUCUUGGGUGGCAUUUUCAAGGAUUGUUUGGAUAAGGCAGAGGACACUGGUCUUACCUCCAUAUCCUUCCCUGCCAUUGGAACUGGAAACCUUGGUUUUCCAAAAGAUGUCAUAGCCUCAUUGAUGUUGGAUAACAUCUUAGAGUUUAGCAGUAAGAAACAACCAAAGCACCUGAAGAAGGUCGUGAUCAUACUUUAUUCAGGGGAUGCACCGACUAUCCAGGUUUUUAGUGAUGAAUUUAAGAAGAAGUUCCCCAAUGCUUCGGGUCUUCCAGUGGCCACAAGUUCCCCACAGAGUCAAGGUCCCUUCACUAAAGUUGCCUCGACCUCAGGAAUGCAUGAGACCAAAAUGGGAAGUGUGGUUAUACAGGUGGUCACAGGAGACAUAACCAAGGAGACCACUGAUGUCAUCGUCAACUCCUCCAAUGAGAGUUUCUCUCUUAAGUCAGGAGUAUCAAAGGCUAUUCUGGAUGGAGCUGGUCAGGCUGUUGAAGCAGAAUGCCAAACCCUUGGUGCCCAGGCCAACACAGGCAUAAUAAUGACCCAGCCAGGUAACCUGAAGUGUAAGAAGAUCCUCCACCUGGUUGGACAGACGGACCUAGUAAAAAUCAACAAGGUUGUAAAGGAAGCACUUCAACUGUGUGUGAAGAACUCACACACUUCUGUCUCAUUUCCUGCCAUUGGCACAGGUCAAGGCAAUGUACAAGCAAAGCAGGUGGCAGAUGCCAUGUUGGAUGCAGUGAUUGAUGUGUUGAGCCAAAACACUUCCAGUACCCUGAAGACAAUCCGGAUAGUUAUUUUCCAGGCACCCAUGCUAAAAGAGUUUUACAGCAGUAUGCACCAAAGGGAAGCACCUGAUCCUAAAAAUCAAGCAGGUUUCUGGGGAAACAUCGGCUCCAAAAUCAAAUCAUUAUUCGUUGGAACAGCUGAUAAGCCACAGAAAGAAGAGGAUUUUGUCAUUGAGCCUCUGAAAGUGGACCCUGCUUGUUUCCACAUCUGCGGCAACUCACAAGUUAGGGUUGACAAAGCCAAGCAGUGGAUCAAUGACCUGAUAUCGAAAGAACAGCACGCCACGUGCAUUAACGACAACAACAUCCUCACCUUAUCUGAUGCAAGCCACAAGCGCAUUGUUGACAUCCAGAAGACGUUGUGUGUGAGCAUAAAGACUGAGAGCAAGAAGACCAACGCCUCAAUCACCAUUGAGGGGCUCUGCAAGGAUGUUCUUGAAGCCAGCAGUGAGAUCCAUGACAUGCUGAGGAAGGCGAGAGAUGAUGAGGACCUGAAGAAGAAAGUGGAGCUGGCAGGCACAGUGGCAGAGUGGCAGUACCAGCAGACUGGGAUGCAGUUUCAGAGUUUUGAUCCAAUGACCAACUAUGAGCUUGAACAAGCAUUGGAAAAGAAGCUUCAAAGUGUGAAAGUUACCGUCCAGGGUCAAGAUUACACAGUCACCAUGCCGAUGGGACCUGCCACUGAUAACCAGGGACGUACCCUAGAGAUAAAACGCAUUGACAAACUAAAAGAUGAGGACGUGCCUGAGUUCUGGGAUACCAUGCCACCCAACACCUCGUGUCUGGCUGUGGACAUCAAGGCUGGGACAGCAGAGUACACAGAAGUUGAGAGGCUGUUCAAGGCCACAUGUGGACAACCCAUUAUUAAGAUCGAGAGGAUCCAGAACCCUGUUUUGUGGAAAAGCCUACAGCUCAAGAAGCAUGACAUGGAGCAGAGAAAUGGUCAUCAGAACAACGAGAAACGGCUCUUCCAUGGCACCUGCCAAACCACUGUGCCCACCAUCAACGAAAACGGCUUCAACAGAAGUUAUGCAGGAAAGAACGCUACUUGUUAUGGCAAAGGCACAUACUUUGCUGUCAAGGCUAGUUACUCCGCCCAGGGCACCUACUCCAGGCCGAAUGCAGCUGGGGAGAAGUUCAUGUACUUAUGUCGAGUGCUGACGGGGGAUUUCACUGCCGGACAAACAAACAUGGUCGCACCACCAUCCAAGGGUGCUGUCUCUGUUCAGCUGUAUGACAGCGUUGUGGACAACAUAGCCACUCCCAACAUGUUCAUUAUCUUCCAUGACAGCCAUGCUUAUCCUGAAUAUUUGAUUAAGUUCAAGUAAAACGCACACAAACACAAAAACAAAUACCGUACAAUAAACAACUCUGAACUACAUCAACUGAUUAAUGUAUUUGUUUCUGCAUCUACUUAACAUAUUUGAUUUAAACUUACAAUUAACAAAAUACAAUAAAACUAAUUUCCUCGUUUACAAACAACUAACAUAAAUCCUAGGAGUCAAUGAUGUAAGUAUUUGUGGUCUAAUCCAAUAUGGUUGGCCUUGAAAAUAUCCCUGUGAAAAAAUCAAAGAAUGAAAAUAAAAAUGUUACGUUUAAAAAAGUUAUGCAUAUAUGUUUUGCUCUGUGUAACUGCACCAUUCACUGUACUGAUGUGCCUUUGUAUGAGUAAAUCAGGUUAACAAUCACUUUUGGAAACAUAUCCACUGUUCUAUAAACAAACGUACACAAAUAAAAGUUAAUACAAAUACACUGAAA
Larimichthys crocea (large yellow croaker) is the source of this 5846-nucleotide messenger RNA. It is a transcript of the gene parp14rs1, whose product is annotated as poly(ADP-ribose) polymerase family member 14-related sequence 1. Gene Ontology annotation, cellular component: nucleus; cytoplasm. NCBI's taxonomy places the organism in Eukaryota, Metazoa, Chordata, Actinopteri, Sciaenidae. The transcript has 17 exons. Gene Ontology annotation, molecular function: transcription corepressor activity; NAD+ poly-ADP-ribosyltransferase activity. Bases 32 to 5416 code for a protein of 1794 amino acids. The record is from RefSeq and is a predicted model, not a curated record. Gene Ontology annotation, biological process: protein poly-ADP-ribosylation; negative regulation of gene expression.